Messenger RNA from Malania oleifera, 369 nucleotides. RefSeq names its product putative germin-like protein 2-3. Lineage: Eukaryota; Viridiplantae; Streptophyta; Magnoliopsida; Santalales; Ximeniaceae. Gene Ontology annotation, molecular function: manganese ion binding. Bases 1 to 369 code for a protein of 122 amino acids. The transcript has a single exon. Gene Ontology annotation, cellular component: cell wall. The record is from RefSeq and is a predicted model, not a curated record.
AUGGUGUUUGGCUUCAUUGAUGCAGGGGGCAUCUUCCCUCCCCACACAAACCAGGCGGACGAGCUAGUGUUUGUCGUGGAAGGAAACAUUGAAGUGGGCUUUAUUACACCCUAUCCCGAUAGCCGUCUCAUUUCAAAAGUGCUUCGUCAGGGUCAAUUGCUCGCGAUUCCGAAUAGUCUCGUCCACUACAAGAAAAAUCUAGGAGCCAAAACUGCAACUGUCCUAAUUGCUCUUAGUAACCAAGACAUUGAUCCCAUCUUGCUUGCGGAAACAAUGUUUGGGUCCGGCUUAAAACUCGAGACGGAUAUUCUUGCAAAAGCUCUCCAUGUGGAUAAGGGAAUUAUUAAUCAAAUUGUAUCCAAGUUCUAG